Messenger RNA from Cryptosporidium muris RN66, 1059 nucleotides. RefSeq lists its product as uncharacterized. The record is from RefSeq and is a predicted model, not a curated record. NCBI's taxonomy places the organism in Eukaryota, Apicomplexa, Conoidasida, Eucoccidiorida, Cryptosporidiidae. Bases 1 to 1059 code for a protein of 352 amino acids. The transcript has a single exon.
AUGAGACAGUUUUAUUUUGGAUUGAUAUUUAUAGUCUGUACACCUAUUAAAGAAGCUUAUUCUUUAUCUUCAGGAAAUGUACUAAGUAGUUUCUCAUCAUAUUUUCACAAUCUAAGCUAUGAAAAAAAACAAUCAGUUGUGAGUGAAGCACUGCAAGAGCUACAAAUGGUAUUUCCUCAAGGAUUAGAUGUUGAACAAAUACCCAUUGAUUCAAAUUUAGAAGCAUGCCAAGCUGCAUUAAAAAGAUCUGUAUUUCAAAAUCAUGAAUGGUAUAGUUUAGCAAUGGGGCAAUUUACUCAGCUAAAAUUUUAUAAUCUAUUUAUAAAUGAAAAAGUAUCUACAGAAAUUCAAUCUGCACUACUUGCAGCUCAACAAAGUUCUAUUAAUAAUGCAUGUCCAACUAUUAAUCAAAAUGAAAUAAUUAUUCAAGGUGUAUUAUAUACUUCGGAACAAAUUAGUUCAAUUCUAGAAGAAAGUAAAAUUCUUAAGACAGAAAAUGUACAAUUAAGAAAUUCAAUUGCCAAACUCCAGAAUGACUUACAACAAUCAAUUAGGAAUAUAGAAGAACUAAAAUUAGAGGCACAAGCCGCUAUUCAAGAAUCUAAGCGUAUGAAAGUUGAUCUGGUUACAAUGUCACAGAAGCUUAAGUUAGUAAAAGCUAAAGAAGAGAACCUUAAGAAGGCACUUUAUUAUGCCCAACGUGGUAUACUUAGCAAAGUUAAAUCUGCACUCACAAAGCCACUAAGGAAUUCGAAGAUAAAGAAGGUAUUGGGAUCUGAGAAAUAUAAGGAAUAUCAGAAGAAUAAACAACAUGAGCAUAAACAAGUUAAGCAAUUGGGUAAGCAAGUCAAGAACGAGGUUUCAAAAAAAAAGAAAGAGAGAAGAAAGAAAAUGAUUGAAAGAAAGAACUUACCAUUAGGGUUGACAUCUGUAGAAUCUAGUAUUAUUGAACAAAGAGAAGCAAGUCGAUCUAUUGAACCUUCUCAAUCUGUUCAUUCUUCUAAUAUGAUUACAGAUUCAUCUCGAUUUUUUGAAUCUUCAAUGUCACCAAGUAUGUGA